Marmota monax (woodchuck) is the source of this 5631-nucleotide messenger RNA. RefSeq names its product hook microtubule tethering protein 1 (gene Hook1). Lineage: Eukaryota; Metazoa; Chordata; Mammalia; Rodentia; Sciuridae. Gene Ontology annotation, biological process: cytoplasmic microtubule organization; cytoskeleton-dependent intracellular transport. The transcript has 22 exons. Gene Ontology annotation, molecular function: dynein light intermediate chain binding; microtubule binding. The record is from RefSeq and is a predicted model, not a curated record. Gene Ontology annotation, cellular component: centrosome; cytoplasm. The coding region runs from base 159 to 2345 and encodes 728 amino acids.
CCGGCGACGUCGGCAGCGUGAGGUUUCGCGCGUGAGCGGCGCGGGGCCUGGCUACCAAGCUUUCCUGGCCGGCGAGCAGGUCGUCGACGCCGGCUCCGGGAGGAGCCGGGGAAGAGGGAGGUAUCGGAGUCAGAGGCGUAGUCGACUUCGUCCCGGCCAUGGAGGAGGCGCAGCCGCUGCCGCAGCACGAGCUGCCGCUCUGCGACAGCCUCAUUAUCUGGCUGCAGACAUUCAAGACUGCCUCGCCUUGUCAAGAUGUUAAACAGCUGACUAAUGGAGUUGCCAUGGCACAAGUUCUUCAUCAAAUUGAUAUAGCUUGGUUCAAUGAAUCUUGGUUAAGCCGAAUUAAAGAGGAUGUUGGGGACAACUGGAGAAUAAAGGCUAGUAACUUAAAGAAAGUACUUCAAGGAAUUAUGAGUUACUACCAUGAGUUUUUGGGGCAGCAGAUUUCUGAAGAACUUAUUCCCGAUUUAAACCAAAUAACUGAAUGUUCGAAUUCCGUGGAGCUUGGGAGGUUGCUACAGCUUAUUUUAGGUUGUGCGGUAAACUGUGAAAAGAAGCAAGAACAUAUUAAAAAUAUAAUGACACUUGAAGAGUCUGUUCAACAUGUGGUCAUGACUGCUAUUCAAGAGUUGAUGAGUAAAGAAAUAAUGAACUCUCCUACAAAUGAUGCUAUUGGAGAAUUAGAACAACAGCUUAAAAGGGCCUUGGAAGAACUUCAGGAGGCACUAGCAGAGAAAGAAGAGCUGAAACAAAGAUGCCAAGAACUAGAUAUGCAGGUGACUGCACUUCAAGAUGAGAAGAAUUCACUGGUUUCUGAGAAUGAGAUGAUGAAUGAAAAACUUGACCAGUUGGAUGGCUCUUUUGAUGAUCCAAAUACGAUGGUUGCAAAGAAGUAUUUUCAUGCACAAUUACAACUAGAACAGUUACAGGAAGAGAACUUCAGGCUUGAAGCUGCAAAAGAUGAUUACCGUGUUCACUGUGAAGAACUUGAAAAGCAAUUAAUUGAAUUUCAGCAUAGGAAUGAUGAAUUGACUAGUCUUGCUGAAGAAACAAGAGCCCUGAAGGAUGAAAUAGAUGUUCUUAGGGCUACUUCUGAUAAAGCAAAUAAACUAGAGUCAACAGUUGAGAUAUAUCGUCAGAAACUACAAGAUCUAAAUGACCUUCGCAAGCAGGUUAAAACUUUACAGGAAACAAACAUGAUGUAUAUGCAUAAUACAGUCAGCUUGGAAGAAGAAUUAAAGAAGGCAAAUGCAGCACGCACACAAUUAGAAACGUACAAAAGGCAGAUUCAGGACCUUCACGUUAAACUUUCCUCUGAAUCCAAAAGGGCAGAUACACUAGCAUUUGAAAUGAAGCGGCUUGAAGAAAAACAUGAAGCUUUACUUAAGGAAAAAGAGAGACUGAUAGAGCAGCGUGAUACUCUGAAAGAAACAAAUGAAGAGCUUCGAUGUUCACAAGUACAACAGGAUCACCUAAAUCAAACAGAUGCAUCAGCUACAAAAAGUUUUGAGAAUCUUGCUGCUGAGAUUAUGCCAGUGGAAUAUAGGGAGGUAUUUAUUCGACUACAGCAUGAAAACAAGAUGCUUCGCUUGCAGCAGGAAGGUACUGAGAAUGAGCGUAUUGAAGAGCUACAGGAGCAGCUAGAACAGAAGCACCGCAAGAUGAAUGAGUUGGAAACAGAGCAAAGGCUGAGCAAAGAGCGCAUCCGAGAACUGCAGCAGCAAAUUGAGGACCUUCAGAAGUCUUUACAAGAACAUGGCUCCAAGACUGAAGGCGAAAGUUCCAGCAAACUAAAGCAGAAGUUGGAAGCUCAUAUGGAAAAACUAACAGAGGUCCAUGAAGAAUUACAGAAGAAACAAGAACUCAUUGAAGAUCUUCAGCCAGAUAUAAACCAAAAUGUACAAAAGAUCAGUGAACUUGAAGCUGCUCUUCAGAAGAAAGAUGAAGAUAUGAAAGCAAUGGAAGAAAGAUAUAAAAUGUACUUGGAGAAAGCCAGAAAUGUAAUAAAAACUUUAGAUCCCAAAUUAAAUCCAGCAUCAGCUGAAAUAAUGCUACUUAGAAAGCAGUUGGCAGAGAAAGAGAGAAGAAUUGAGAUUCUGGAGAGUGAAUGUAAAGUAGCAAAAUUUCGUGAUUAUGAAGAAAAGCUCAUUGUUUCUGCCUGGUAUAAUAAGAGUCUAGCAUUCCAGAAACUGGGGAUGGAAUCCAGGCUUGUGAGUGGCAGUAGUGCUUGCAAAGACACUGGUGUCUAUACUCCUGCACGAUCAUUCUUAGCACAGCAGCGGCACAUCACCAACACCCGAAGAAAUCUCUCUGUUAAAGUUCCUGCUACAACAUCUGAUUAAACUGCAAAAGAAAAUAUAAACAGAAGUGCCCUUAAAAUAUUUUAUACCUUUUAGCUUACUGCCAGAUUGAAAAAGAAGGUUAAGAUGCUUGGUAAUCAGCUAUUUUAGAAUCAAAAUGCAUCACAUUAAUUUUAUCAGCUGACACUGAAAAUAAAGUAUAGAAUUAGCUAUCUCUCUGGGAAGCACAUUUGAAUAAUUGGAAGAUGUAUUUAAGCACACUUCUCAAACAUUUGUCUUUUAAGAGUAUUAUAAUUUCAAAUUGUAUAUUUUAGUUUAAUGUUUUCAGUUGUAUUAGUAACUUGAUAAUUCAUAACAUGUAAUCAGUAAUAUGUAAUUUAAAAAUGCCUCUAUAUUUGUUUAAUGUUUUUGGUCCAUGUGAAAAUAGUCAUUGAGGUAGGCAUAUGGAAAACUAUACAAGGAUGAUUUGUUUGACUCGAUAUACCCAAGGUUUUACUACUUCUCUCUUCUGUCAUUGAAUGGGUAUGUUUUGUCACCCCAUGGAAGGUAAAUGUUUGGACAACUUCAAUAUUGAAAUGACUUUGCCAUAGUAAAAAAUGAUUGGAAAAUUCGCAGAUUGUGAAAGAAGUCAUCAUUCUCACAUGUACCAGCUAAUAAACAAGGGUUUCUGAAGAGCUUGGUUGAAAUGCUAAGGGUGGGAAGUGGACUGACAUUUGUAACAGGUGCCUUUCUGAUGGAAAGCAAGCUGAAAAAUAUUCUUUGUAUAAAAAUGGCCACAUACUUUUUAAUGUAAUUAAUGAAAAUUACAGUUAUUGCUUUAAAGCAUAAAAUUAUCUGGCUUUUGCUUUUAAAAAAAGUACAUCACAAUAUAAUAGUUUUUGUCUCUUCUGGAAAGAGGUGAAGCGGUGAUAAAACAAUGUAGCAUUAAUUUGAUUUUGUUUACUAAUUAAGGAAUUUGUCUUGGGCUGAGUUUUUGGUAUGCAGAUCAUUUUUGCCCAAAGCUCUUAUUUUUAGAAAUGUUCCUUUUUUAUUUGGGGGGGGGGGCGCAUUUUUAAAAAUCACAACUUUGGAAUAUUAGUUUUGUUAAAUUUCUGUUGUUCAUCAUGAUAGCCAUGUGGCAAUUUAAAUUAAUUAAAAUAAGAAGUUUAGUUGUUUGGUUGUACCUGCACAUCUCCAACCAAACAUGUGGCUAGUGGCUUCUGUAUUGGGCAGUUCAAAUAUAGACUACAACAAUAAAAAUAAAUGUUAGAACUAUUUCAAAUGUAACAAGGAACUGAACUGUGAUGUAACUCUCAUUUUGUGUUUGAAAUAGUUGCAUACCAUAUGUUGUGAUAACUGUAAUUAAUCUUUCCAGUGCUGUUCAACAAAUACAACAAGUACAUAUCAGCAGUAUGUCUAGACCAGAGAUUAGCAAGCUUUAUGUGAGGGGAUAGAUUUUAAAUAUUUUAGUAAAUAAUUCAGAUUUUAUGGGUUACAUGUUCUCUGUCUCAAGUACUCUAUGCUAGUGUAAAAGAAGCCAUACACAGCAUGUAAACAAAAUGGGCAUGGCAGUAGUUCAGUAAGUUUAUUUAUAGCAUCACAUAAGCCAGAUUUGGCUGGCAGGCUAUAGAUCUGUGGUCUAGGUUUUAUUCUUAGCUUUUCUUUCCAAAUAUGAGUAUUGGUCCAUCUGCAGUAUUUUCAUUGAAAUAGCUGGUUUUAAAUUCUUAGUAAUUUUUUUGAUCACUGAAAGUACAAAAAUUUUAUAUUGUGUUUGGGUCUCUGAGUUUAGGGAAUAUCUGUCUGGAUAUUUUAUUUUAUCAAGAUUACUUCUGUUGACUACCUCUUAGAUUUUGAUGUUUUUUAUCUGUGUAAUUAUAUUGUUUGCAUUUUUGUAUAUUCUUAUAGUGUCUGCUUGCCUGUGACUUUCAGUGAAAGAAAAUAAGACUUCAAAAUGUUUUAGCAUGUUAUAUUUAAACUUUUCUAAGUAUUAUUACAGCUUUUUGGUAUAUUUUGGCCAUGAAAACAUCUGCCCUUUGGUGUUUCUACUUGAUUUUAAUUGAGAUUUUACAAACUCUUCAAGCUCACUUUUAAUGGAAUAUAUUGUAAAACAUCAAUCUCAAAAGACUAGUAUAUUCCAGUUCAAUUGCUAAUAAAUUUUCAGUUAUUAUACUUGGAAUUUCUAAAUAAAUUGUGAAAUUUCUGAAUAAGGAUGUAGGCUAGAAACUUUUUUCUUAACAGAAAAAAAAACAAGUUUUCUGAUUUAGCAUUUUUAUAAUUAAUAAGUAGAAUUUAAAAUGUUUGAUAUAUAAGUAUUUAUAAACAAGACUAAUGUAAAGUUCUAUAUUGUGAUUAUUCAUACAGAAAUUCAGGAACUGAUCAGAAGUGAGAUUCUUUUUCACAUCUGGUUAAUGUAGUGAGAAUGACACCCUGUGGGUGGUAAAGCAUUAUAAAUGUUUCAUUCCAAACCAUGAUUUAUACACAUCUGUGUUGUAAGGGAGGCUUGAAUGUAUAUACUAUGAAAGAGAUAUUCAGCUUUUAUCUAUGUUAUAAGAACUGAAUGUCCCAAUGUUUAUAAAGUAAAACUACAGACCAAUUUGAAAUGAUCUUUAAUUUUGAGCAUUAGCUCAAAGAUUAAUGUUCCUUUCUCUUUUUAAUAUACACAUGACAGUGAUGUUUAUCCUGAGAUUAACCUAAUGUUUUGAGAAAUAUUUAAAGUUUAUUUUUUCAAUGAAUGAUGUUAAUAAUUUAGUAUAGAUUAAGAAUGUCUUAUGUAGACAUAUUACACCGAGUAUCCCAUAUCCACAUGUCAUCAUCUUUUGAUAAUGGGUGUGAUAAUUCAAAUGUUAGAUAAUGCUUCCACAGCCGCACCUGUUUCUGUGUAGUGACACUUCUGACUCUUUGGGGUGGGGGAGCUUUUAGACCACAGUACUCUAUGUGCAUAUUUAAUGAGAAACAUUCCUAUGUUAAAAUGUGAGUAUAUAGUUGUAUGCAAAUGUUUUUACUGUGAACCUGUACGUUGCAGAGUAGUCUGGAAAUUUAUAAAGCACAAACCAUAAAAGAAGAUAGUAUGCAGGGGAAGCUUAAAUAUAAUGUUUAGUUUUUAAAGGGCCCUUUCUAUUUUCUAUGGCAAAGACCUUGACACUUGAAAAAAUAGAAGCAAUAUUUGAUUUAUUUUUGUAAGUAUUUAGAAUGUUAUUUUAAAUAAAUGAUAUUGGGUCUUGUCCAAUAAUAUAAUUGUGAAAUGUUUUAAGUAAAUAAACUUUCUGCUUCUGUGUCUGUUAGCUUUGAUGCUUUUAGUGGCACAAAUACAUUCAGUUGCUGUUUUAAAUAAAGGACUAAAAAUGUUUAA